AUGAUGAUAAAGAGUUUCACACUGUACAUCACAGUUGUUGGAUCCAGUAAACGCGCGAUGAUUGACUCAGAGACACAUUGUUUCGCAUCAGAUGCCAAGAUGGUUAAUCUAGUAAAGUGCAAGCUAACUCGGGAGGUGGAAGUGUUUGCAGCUAUCAGUGGAUGUGCCGUAUCAGAUUGUCAGCUGACAAUGAGAAAUUUCCCCUGCUUAUUUGUCAAGGAUCAACUCGAAUCCUUUGACUGUUGCUGCUAUGUAGAGAGAGCUUACGUUGGUAUUUUCUUCUUGCUGCCCUGGCCAGUCAAAAGGUCACUCCAGAUUCUCCAAAUGUGGAGUUGCUUCUGA
Molecule: messenger RNA, 342 nt
Organism: Marchantia polymorpha subsp. ruderalis
Lineage: Eukaryota; Viridiplantae; Streptophyta; Marchantiopsida; Marchantiales; Marchantiaceae
Source: the annotation of a GenBank genome assembly